CGAGUGUGCUCUGAUUACUCGGACGAAGAAGGCUUCCGCAGACAAACAACAUGGCGGCGCCCGAGAGCGGCGAGCAAGCGAGCCAACUGGAAUUCUCGCUGCAAGUUCCCUUCCAGUCGGCGCGCCAGGCCGCUGUGGCUCUGCGUUCGCUGAGUCCCGACCGCGAGCCCCGGCGAGGAGGCGUCCGCAAGCGGCUGACGCUCGCCGGGAGUGUGCUCAGCGCGAAGUGGCGUGCAGAGCAAGCUCGCGUCCUUCGCGUAUCCGUCAACUCCUUCCUGGAGCACCUCGGCCUGGUCUUGGAGACCAUGCGUGCCUUUCCCGCCGACGUCGGACAGGAUCCUCACAGCGUUCUCGGUCGUCCACCUUCGAUGGACACGCGAGGGCCCGCCUUCAUGGAAAACUCCAGCGAGCCGAUGCUGCGUUCUUGAUUUAAAGCUUUUAGCGUUAAGCAUGUUUAUCUUUUUUUCCCUAAGUUGAUUUCAUCACGCGCUUGAUUACUGGCGUCAGCUCUCGCCCAAAAUGUCGCCACGAGCUGCUGUAGACGCAAGGCAGCCAAGCCAGCACUCCGUUGGUUUUGCUCUGACCAUUGUGCUCGUCUGCAUUGGGGCAGGGUAUUUUUGGUUCUUAUCUAAAUGUUCUUCUCCUGAUCUCACGUGUGCUUCAUGUGUAAAUGUACGUAUCAUUUUGCUUUGAAUAAAAACAGAAGUCGCCUCCCUU
This is a messenger RNA of Syngnathus acus (greater pipefish), 717 nucleotides long. Its product is annotated as EKC/KEOPS complex subunit LAGE3. The transcript is spliced from 3 exons. The record is from RefSeq and is a predicted model, not a curated record. The coding region runs from base 51 to 428 and encodes 125 amino acids. NCBI's taxonomy places the organism in Eukaryota, Metazoa, Chordata, Actinopteri, Syngnathiformes, Syngnathidae. Gene Ontology annotation, cellular component: EKC/KEOPS complex.